AUGGUUCAUGUUCAAGGUGGUAUUUUGAUUGAAGAUUUAAAUAAGCAAUUGGCUUCUCCUGAGUUUAACCUUGCUCUUGCUACACAAGGAGCUCAGCCUGCUGUUUCUUUAGCUGGAGCUCUCUCAACAUGUACAAAAGGCACUGAUAUUGAUCUUCAAUGUUUAUCUAGCUAUCAACAACCAUUCGUUUCAACAACACCUGCACGUCAUUCACAAGGAGUAAAGCGACGAAGUAUUUCAGCAUCACCACCACGUUUAAUAAAUAAUAAUUUACCAUCAAUAUCGAAAAUAUUAAAUAAUAAUUCUGUCAAAAAUACACCAUUAGAUAUUAAUGGUGAACCAAAUACUCGUAUAUCAAAUAUGGAAUCACCAUUGAUUAAUAUGAUACAGAUGAAUAUGAAUCCACAUCAUAUGCCAGGUCCAUCAGAUUUUAUGCAAACAAAUUUUAAUUCACAUCAUCAGAAGAAUUUACCACCAUCACAUCUACAGAAGUUCAAAAUGAUGCCUCAACAUCAUACCAUUGAUCUCAAUGGAAUGAUUAUGCCACACUCAAAUAAUCCAUCAUCCUCGUCGAAAGAUUUAUUACAUUUAUCAUCAUUAUCUGAUCCAAUGCAACAACAUUUUUAUUCUUUAUCUCAAUCACCACCACCACCUGAUCAACAACAAAGACAUAGAAGUUUUCCAACCAUGAUGAACAACAGUUUUAGUCUAGGACCAAUACAUCAUCAUCCUUCUCAUAUGUAUCCAUCUCAUCACCCAAUGCAGUCAAAUGAUGUUGGAAUACCACCUAAACAACAACAACAGCUAACAGAUGAACAAUUAAUACGCAAUCUUGCUGAAGAAUUAAAAACAUAUCUACCACGUAAUUAA
This is a messenger RNA of Rotaria sp. Silwood1, 870 nucleotides long. Lineage: Eukaryota; Metazoa; Rotifera; Eurotatoria; Philodinida; Philodinidae. The record is from the annotation of a GenBank genome assembly.